AACGCAGCGGCACCGACUAUCGCCAUGACAUCUCUGUAAGAGGAAGGUGGUAGAGCGGUGUAGUCCGUUAACAUCUGCCGGGAUGGAGUAUUGAGUGUCACGUGCACACGUUCCGAGCCGAUCGGAACGCGUUGAACAUCGACAAAUUCAUCAGAUGCGAAGUUUACAUAUCUCGACGACUAUGCUCACAACAUCCUGGAUAUGUCGCAAUUGCUUAUCGCGCAUCAGCCGCCCGCUGUUGAAACGCAGCAUCCGCCUCCAGAGUAAUGCUGCAACAUCUGAGACGAUACCACCAGCCCUGCUCUCAAGAGCCCGCGCAAUCGUUACAGAGCACAAAGAGUUGACUGAAAAACUUUCCAAUGGCUUCGAUACGCGCGCUGCGAAGAAGCUGGGCGAAUACAGCCCCAUCGUGAACGCACUAGGGGAGUGGGAUAAAGCGAAUGAGUCUGUGACAGAGCUCACUUCGAUGAUACACGACGCCUCAACCGACCCCGAACUACGAUCACUCGCUUCCGACGAUCUUGGGGAGACACGAACGCAGCUCGUGAAUGCUUCACAAAACCUAAUCACUUCUCUGGUACCCGUACACCCCUUCGCACAUCUACCAUGUCUUCUGGAAAUACGACCUGGUGCUGGCGGUUCAGAAGCAGCUAUAUUCGCUGGAGACCUUUUCCGCAUGUAUUCUGCCUUCUGCAACCGAAAUGGCUUUCGCACAAACCUCCUCAAGUACGAAAACGUGAACGGCACCACUGAGGCUGGAGUACCGCUAUCCGAAGCGAUCAUCGAAGUGGAGAACGACGGCGCAUAUGGCGUCUUCCGAUGUGAAGCAGGUGUGCAUCGCGUUCAACGGGUGCCCGCUACUGAAACUAAAGGGCGUACGCACACGAGCGCGGCAUCUGUACACGUGCUACCUAGUCUACAAGAAAACUCUGCAGAGGAGCAGGACUUCGACGACCCCGAGAGCGACUACUACAUCGACGUGAAGGAGGUCAAGUUGGAGGUCAUGCGGGCGAGCGGUGCCGGUGGACAGCACGUCAACAAAACAGAGUCAGCCGUUCGGCUAACGCAUAUCCCCACAAACACAGUCGUCGCGAUGCAAGAUUCUAGAUCUCAGCACAAGAACAAAGAAAAGGCCUGGGCCCUUCUGCGCUCACGCAUUGCCCAAUCAAGACGAGAAAAGCGCGAAGAGGAGAUGGCGAACAUGCGACGAAGCGUUAUUGGCGUGGCGAAGAUGGGUCGCGGUGACAAGGUGCGGACCUAUAACUGGGGCCAGCAGCGAGUUACCGAUCACAGGAGUGGAACCACCGUACAUGAUCUAGACGACGUGAUGGGAGGUGGCCAAACACUGGAGAAGGUCAUGGAGGGUGUUCGCAGCUGGCUUAUGGAACGAGACGUCGAGGCUUUGAUCGCGGACGAUGCGAAUACAAAGUGACGCGCCCAACGAUAGAAGCAGGCCUUCUGAAGAUAGACAGGGAAUUUUCGCCACGCUCAGUCUCACGAUGUGUACGGGAAGGAACUCAUAUUAAAGAAUGCAUAUGAAGCCUAUUGUAAGAUCCGCGUUCAGCGAGUGCCGAGAAGAACUCGCAUAUAUGUCGCGCUUGUGGGCGCAUUACUCGAAACCUGA
This is a messenger RNA of Alternaria alternata, 1624 nucleotides long. Its product is annotated as release factor. Gene Ontology annotation, biological process: translational termination. The transcript is spliced from 3 exons. NCBI's taxonomy places the organism in Eukaryota, Fungi, Ascomycota, Dothideomycetes, Pleosporales, Pleosporaceae. Gene Ontology annotation, molecular function: translation release factor activity. The record is from RefSeq and is a predicted model, not a curated record. Bases 155 to 1432 code for a protein of 425 amino acids.